Striga hermonthica is the source of this 651-nucleotide messenger RNA. The record is from the annotation of a GenBank genome assembly. Lineage: Eukaryota; Viridiplantae; Streptophyta; Magnoliopsida; Lamiales; Orobanchaceae.
AUGACGAGAAAGAAAGUAACAUUAGCUUACAUUACGAACGACUCCGAAAGGAAGGCCUCUUUCAGGAAAAGAAAGAAGGGUCUGAUCAACAAGGUGAGAGAGCUGAGCACGCUGUGUGAUGUCCCGGCCUGCGCUGUCAUUUAUAGUCCGUAUGACACAGAGCCCGAGGUGUGGCCGUCCCGGGCUGGAGCCCAGGCCGUCCUGGCUCGCUUCAGGGCGCUGUCCGAAAUGGACAGGACGAGGAAGAUGGUGAACCAGGAGAGCUUCACCAGGCAGCGGAUCAAGAAGACGGAGGACAAGCUCCGCCGCCUGCACAAGGAGAACCGGCGACGGGAGAUGGAGGGCUUCAUGUUCCAGUGUAUUUCGGGCCUGGCAGGCCUGGAUCAAUUGGACCCGCGUAACUGGGCGGAAAUGGGCUGGGUCAUAGACCAGACGUUGAGGGACAUCACGUCCAGGAUCGAGGCCAUGAAGAUCAACGGUCAGGAUGGAUCGGCUUCGCGCGCUGGGGAUCAGGGCCCGGCUCAGCCUCCUCCGCCAGCUUCGGCGGGGCUUGGGGAUGGGGAGAUGGACGGUUACCUGUUGAACCCGGUUCAGAGUUCUCCCUAUCAGUAUGUCUUGGGCGACUGUAGUGCUGAUUAUUUAGUGAAUUAA